ACAUUUGUAGACAAUAUGGCUGAUAAUAUAACUAAAAAAUUCACUUGGGGCACGGCCACCGGCGAUUGGGUUCACGGCAUCAGGGGCCUGGACCGCGGGAAGGCGCACUCGGUGGAGCGGCAGCCCACUGACUGUCGGCAUCUCAGGAUUCUAGGACAGGUUGGACAUUCUGUCACGAUGCCUGAAAUCAACACCAACCAUCUCGAUGAGCAGCAGGUUCAGCUCCUGGCAGAGAUGUGCAUUCUUAUUGAUGAAAAUGACAAUAAAAUUGGGGCUGAGACCAAAAAGAAUUGUCACCUGAAUGAAAACGUUGAGAAAGGAUUAUUGCAUCGAGCUUUUAGUGUCUUCUUAUUCAACACUGACAAUAAACUCCUGCUACAGCAGAGAUCAGAUGCUAAAAUUACCUUUCCAGGUUGUUUUACCAAUACUUGUUAUAGUCAUCCCUUAAGUAACCCAGGAGAGCUUGAAGAGAAUGAUGCAAUUGGAGUUAGGCAAGCAGCACAGAGGCGUUUAAAGGCCAAAUUGGGAAUUCCCAUGGAACAGGUUCCUCUAGAAGAAAUUAAUUAUCUGACUAGAAUUCACUACAAGGCUCAGUCUGAUAGUAUCUGGGGAGAACAUGAAAUUGAUUACAUUUUGUUUGUGAGAAAGAACGUGACUUUGGAUCCAGACCCCAAUGAGAUUAAAAGCUAUUGCUAUGUGUCAAAGGAAGAAGUGGAAGAAAUGCUGGAAAAGGCAGCCAGCGGUGAAAUUAAGAUAACUCCAUGGUUUCAAUGUAUUGCAGAAACUUUUCUCUUUACAUGGUGGGAUAACUUAAAUAAUUUGAAUCAGUUUGCUGACCAUGAGAAAAUACACAGAAUGUGAAUGUGGAGAUGAAUGAUUAGUAAAACACGAAAAAUGUCUCUACUUAGUAAACUUAAAAUGAUUUUUUAAAAAUUGGGAUCCCCAGUAGAAUUCUCAUUGGAUACACUGGUACUUUACAACCCGAAUUUGUGUGGAAAAGAUGCUGACAAUUCUUACUUGUAUCACACACCCCACAUAUAUGCACUCCUAUUUGUAAAGGACAUUUAUGAAAGAUUAUUUUUAAAAAGCAAAUCAACUAAACUUAACCUGUCUAAACA
Myotis brandtii (Brandt's bat) is the source of this 1118-nucleotide messenger RNA. RefSeq names its product isopentenyl-diphosphate Delta-isomerase 1. Gene Ontology annotation, cellular component: cytoplasm. The coding region runs from base 16 to 861 and encodes 281 amino acids. Gene Ontology annotation, molecular function: isopentenyl-diphosphate delta-isomerase activity. Gene Ontology annotation, biological process: isopentenyl diphosphate biosynthetic process; isoprenoid biosynthetic process. The transcript has a single exon. Lineage: Eukaryota; Metazoa; Chordata; Mammalia; Chiroptera; Vespertilionidae. The record is from RefSeq and is a predicted model, not a curated record.